GAUUAUCUCGACCGGGCAAAUUUCUAACACCAUGUCUUACGCGAAGGGAGGUGACUCUGAAAAACCAACUGCGACCGAGACCGCGACCAUCCAUCGCAUCCGCAUCACUCUGACCUCUAGGAACGUCAGGAGCCUGGAGAAAGCCUAAACUGCCUCUGCAUUAACGUUCGGCAAAGAGAAAGUUCAGCAAUGGCUGAGCACAGAAUAGUUCUCAGCGUCAGCCUGGGCGCCAUUCUCACCGAGGCUGGCUUCGACAGUGUGGAAAAGGUGGCGUUCGAAACACUGCUAGAGAUCCUCAGCAGCUUCCUCAUCUCCACUGGAAACACCAGUCGUAAUUAUUGCGAGUUGGCUGGCCGAGUGCAGCCAGUUGCGGGUGACCUGGUGAUGACUUUUGCCGACCUCGGCAUUGACCUUCGAGGUGUUGAGAAGUAUGCUCGUCGACAGCAAAGACUCGUACUUCCUGCCCUGUCUAACGCCGCGCCGCCCAAACCAAUAACCAUCCUGCAGGCAGGCACCAAACUGCAACAUCCGUCUCACAUUCCGGACCACUUGCCUGCUUUUCCCGACCCCCAUGCGUACAUCCGCACCCCCACCCACAAACAGCCAGUGACUGAAUACGAGGCGCUGAGAGAAAAAGCAGCCGCUCAAAAGAGGGACAUCGAAAGGGCCCUGACCAAGUUUGUGGCCAAGACUGGAGAUACGCAGAGUCUCUUCAUGACAGACGACGUCAACAUCUUCCCAUUAGUCGCCUGCAAACCCCAGGCGCAACCCUACUUGGACGCCCUAGUGCCCAAGGAUCAGGUGUUCGACGAAGAGGAUGAGGAGUUGGAGCCGCAGCCUUCGGUAAAAAGGGUCAAGAGGGAAGAUCCCAACGUCAGUAAAACCACAGAUAAAGACUCGGACGGAGAAGAUUCCACGCCUCCUUCCAGUCCUGGAAUGGACCAAGUGGAACAACCAAGAGAGGCUGCCAGGGAGCCGGCAAGAGAAGCUUCGUUCUCUGAGGAUCCUAUUGACAAUCCCUACCUGAGGGCUGUUAAAAAGCCUCACAAACUGAUGUGAAUUGGAACGUGUUAAUCUCAUUUAGUGACAUUUUCUUUGUUUGUGUGAACCUAAAUAAUAAACAAUGAGUUACGAUGUAAUUAAUUUUCUAGCACCAUUAUCUUAUGUAGUCAGUGGCUAUUUUUUUUUAUUGUAUAAAUCUCAAUAAAAUGGCAAAUUUAUGCUUAAAAAGAUUUACAGUGGA
This is a messenger RNA of Neocloeon triangulifer, 1243 nucleotides long. RefSeq names its product transcription initiation factor TFIID subunit 8 (gene Taf8). Gene Ontology annotation, cellular component: transcription factor TFIID complex. Bases 190 to 1059 code for a protein of 289 amino acids. Gene Ontology annotation, biological process: transcription initiation at RNA polymerase II promoter. The record is from RefSeq and is a predicted model, not a curated record. NCBI's taxonomy places the organism in Eukaryota, Metazoa, Arthropoda, Insecta, Ephemeroptera, Baetidae. The transcript has 3 exons. Gene Ontology annotation, molecular function: protein heterodimerization activity.